Messenger RNA from Odocoileus virginianus texanus, 1204 nucleotides. RefSeq names its product leucine rich repeat containing 73 (gene LRRC73). Lineage: Eukaryota; Metazoa; Chordata; Mammalia; Artiodactyla; Cervidae. The record is from RefSeq and is a predicted model, not a curated record.
AUGCUGCCCAGCUCCAUCCAGAUUUCGGGGGAGCCGCUGUCAGGAGCCGAGGUGCGGGACAUCUGCCGCGGCCUGCGCGACAACGCCGUGCGCCUGCUCUCACUGCGCGGCUGCCGUCUCUGCGACCGCGACUUCGGCCGAAUCUGCCGGGCCCUAGCCGGGGCCACGUCCCUGGCGCAGCUCAACCUUAACCUGGGCGUCGUGUCCAGCCCCAGCCGCAUCAAGCAGCUGGCGGAGGCGCUGCGGACCAACCGCUCCAUCCAGUCCCUCUUCCUGCAUGGGAGCCCUCUGACAGACGCGGGGCUGGCCUUGUUGAAUCCAGCCCUGGCCCUCCACCCUGCCCUUGUGGCACUGGACCUGGGGGACUGCAUGCUGGGUGAUGAAGCCAUCAACCUCAUCUGUGGCCUCCUCCCGCCUGACGGGGCCAAGUCCGGCUUGAAGGAGCUGACACUGAGCGCUAACCCCGGCAUAACCCCUAAGGGCUGGAGCCGCCUCGCCAUUGCCGUGGCCCACAGCUCCCAGGUCCGCGUGCUCAAUCUGGACUACAAUCCCCUGGGUGACCACGUGGCAGGGAUGCUGGCUGUAGCUGUGGCCUCCAGCCGCACCUUAGAGGUCCUAGACUUGGAGGGCACAGGGCUCACCAACCAGUCAGCGCAGACCCUGCUGGAUAUGGUAGAAAAUUACCCUACAGCUCUGCGGAGUCUGGUGUUGGCCGAGAACAGCAUUAGCCCGGAGCUGCAGCAGCAGAUCUGCGACCUCCUCUCUGAGGGGGAGGAGGAGGAGGAGGAGGUGGCAGGAGGGCCUGGCGACACCCAGGAACGAGAGCGAGCACGGCAGCCUGCUGCCCACCAGAGGGGCAGCAGCUCCUGGACAGGUCCCAGUGAUCCCAGCUCUCAGAUGGUGCUUAUGACAUCAGGACUAGGGGACAGUCUGUUGGCUGAGACUGAGAUGUGACUCUCCGUUUCUGCGCAUCAUUACAUUUGUGUCUCCAGCACUUUGCCCCAGAUGUCAGGGUCAGACCCUGGGGCUUGUGGAUAGGGGGUGGUGCCUGGGGCUCUGGCAGCUCCUGGUGGUGUGGUGGGAGGCUCUGGAGGCUGUGACUCAACAAAAUCCUCGGGAGCACUGGAACCCAAGGCAGUGCCUCUGGACUUGUUGGCAGCUCUGGCUGCAGCCCGCUGGCUCGGAAGAGAUUUUAUGAACUCUA